AUGGAAGGUGGAUCCAGGACGGGGGACUACGGUGAUGAGCGGGCGCAAACGAGCGGAAAUGAGAAUGCCUUCUUUGCUCAUUCUUACAUGGAAGCAAGUCUUCCCCUUCUUCCCACAGCGACGGCAGAGACGGCGGUCGAGAGACUCACCGAUGACCUCCUCGUGGAGAUCCUCUCGCGCGUCCCGGUCAAGUCGCUCUGCCGCUUCAAGUGCGUCUCCAACCACUGGCUGAGCCUCAUCCACCACCCGGAACACCGCAAGAAGCUCCCCCAGACACCGGCCGGCUUCUUCUACGGCAGCGCCAUCACCAGCGAGUGGCUUCUGAAAUCCCCUGUCCACUUCACCGAUUUCCCGGGGAGACUUUCCCCUCCGUUCGACACCUCUUGCACCUUCCUGCCCGACCAUGGGCGCGUCGAACUAUUGGACUGCUGCAACGGCCUCCUCCUCUGCCGCUGGUAUGACGCAAAGUUUUAA
Triticum dicoccoides is the source of this 474-nucleotide messenger RNA. RefSeq names its product F-box protein At2g16450-like. The transcript is spliced from 3 exons. Gene Ontology annotation, molecular function: protein binding. The record is from RefSeq and is a predicted model, not a curated record. Lineage: Eukaryota; Viridiplantae; Streptophyta; Magnoliopsida; Poales; Poaceae. The coding region runs from base 1 to 474 and encodes 157 amino acids.